Messenger RNA from Clunio marinus, 1107 nucleotides. NCBI's taxonomy places the organism in Eukaryota, Metazoa, Arthropoda, Insecta, Diptera, Chironomidae. The record is from the annotation of a GenBank genome assembly.
UAUGACACUAACACUACUUCAUUACUUUCCUAACAUUUUUCAUUUCGAACCUCAGUGAACAUCAUGAACGCGGGAAUAGUUUUUGCUCUUAUUUGUGGUUUAACUUUUUUGGCUUUACCAAACAUCAUUGCUUAUAUUGCUGUAAAUAAGUCGCAUUUCAGUUUUAAUUCAAAUAAUAAAGACGUACAGAAAAGAGAAACAACAAGAAACGUGAAGAUUGAAUCGAAAUUAAACGAAACUUCGAUGGUCGAUGAAUUUAACAAAAUCGGCAAUAAAAUGCUUAAAACGCCAUUAUCUGUACUUCAUGAAUUGCUGGCAAAGAAAGGGCAUUCAGCAAACUUUACAGAAAUAAGUUUGGGAAAUGACACGCGUCCAUUAACGUUCAAAUUCGUCGUUUCUUAUGAUGAUCUAUCGGCUGAAGGCGAAGGAAAAAAUAAGAAAUAUGCUAAACAAAAAGCUGCAAAAGCGCUCAUUGAUAAAUUAGUUGGAGCUACGGUUUCAGAUGAAUUUUAUUCCAAUUACGAUUCACCAUCCAAUGUGGACGGUAACAAUAAUUCAAUAAAUACUUCAACAAGCAGCUUAAAUUCAGAAGAUAGCAAUAAAAACCAAGGAAACUUUGUCGGAUUAUUAAAAGAGUUUGUUGACAAAAAGCAGAAAAUUGACAAAAAUUAUCCUUAUCCUGUUUAUGAAAUUCAAGAAGAUCAAAAAUCAUUCAUAGCUAAAUGCAAAUUUCUUAACAAAGAAACAGUCGGAAAUGCAGCUUCAAAAAAAUUAGCCAAACAACAAGCAGCUGAAAAAAUGUGGAGAUUAAUGGAAAGUUCUAACUUCAUAUAAAUAUCUACUUUAAUUACAUUAUGAAGUUUUCAUACCCAAGUUAAAAAUUUCAUUGCAAAAUGAAAUAAAUUUUAAGAAUUAAAAAACGAAUCAAAAUGUAAAUUUUUAAAACUAAAACUUUAAUAAAUCAAAUGUCUAGAAUGUCAUCAAGCCACUUUUGAAUUGAAUUUUGAUCCUUUUCAUCGGCUUUUGUUGAACUUGUCGCAUUUUCAUUUUCUGAUGAAUUCUUCGGAGGCUUUUUUGAUAAUUCGAGAUUUUCUAAUUUGAUUUCAA